Odobenus rosmarus divergens (Pacific walrus) is the source of this 648-nucleotide messenger RNA. It is a transcript of the gene TMEM61, whose product is annotated as transmembrane protein 61. The transcript is spliced from 4 exons. The record is from RefSeq and is a predicted model, not a curated record. NCBI's taxonomy places the organism in Eukaryota, Metazoa, Chordata, Mammalia, Carnivora, Odobenidae. Bases 1 to 648 code for a protein of 215 amino acids.
AUGGCUUCCUCCAAGAUGUGUGACGCGAGCCGAGCGGCCUCCGCUCUGCGCUACUGCGUGACGGUCAGCGGCACGGUGCUUCUGGUAGCUGGGACACUCUGCUUCGCUUGGUGGAGUGAAGGAGAGGCAGGGGCCCGGCCCGGCCAGCUGGCCCCACCCACUGGGCACCCCAUGCCUGAGACCCCCAGGCCCCUGCUCAGGCCGGUCAGCUUCUUCUGCUGCGGUGCAGGAGGCCUGCUACUACUCUUGGGCCUGCUGUGGUCCGUCAAGGCCAGCACCCGGGGGCCUCCCCAGUGGGACCCGUGUCACCUCUCCAGAGACCUGUACUACCUCACUGCAGAGCCCUCGGAGAAGGAGAACCACAGGCUCCCAGAGGUGGCUGCCAUCCCCACUUAUGAGGAGGCCAUGUGCUGCCCACUCGCCGAGGGGCCCCCGACACGGCCCAUGGACCCCCUGGAGGAAGGCCUGAAGGACAGUGCCUCUGGGGAUGCCCUGCUCGGGACCCAGCGCCCCCUGCUGCCGCCCAGCUACGAGAGCAUCAUUGGUGCGGUGCGUGGCAUCUAUGGAGAGACAGGCCCGGCUCGGACUGCAGAUGAGAAGGUGGGGGCCCAGGGGCAGGGGCAGGAUGAGCCCGAGGUCGCACACUGA